Messenger RNA from Impatiens glandulifera, 540 nucleotides. RefSeq names its product pectinesterase inhibitor-like. NCBI's taxonomy places the organism in Eukaryota, Viridiplantae, Streptophyta, Magnoliopsida, Ericales, Balsaminaceae. Gene Ontology annotation, biological process: negative regulation of catalytic activity. The record is from RefSeq and is a predicted model, not a curated record. Gene Ontology annotation, molecular function: pectinesterase inhibitor activity. The coding region runs from base 1 to 540 and encodes 179 amino acids. The transcript has a single exon.
AUGGCUAUUUCUCCCUCUUUCAAUAUGAGUUGUUAUUUGUUAUGUGUAUCUAUCAUCUUAUUUAGCCUCUCAUUUACAAGUGCAAUCUCAUUAGUCUCCAAAGUUUGCGGCAUAACCCAAAACCCUUCCCAAUGUAACCAAGUUUUGGGCUCUAAUCCUCGGGCAGCCAAAGCAGAUCUCAAGGGUCUGGGCUACAUAUCGAUCGACAUAGCCUUGUCCAAUGCCAAACAAUCAUUCGGCUAUGUUUCUUCUCUAGUCAAGACGACUACAGAUUCAACGCUCAAGGGCAGGUAUGAUACGUGUGCAGAGAACUAUGACGACACUGUGGACAGCCUUAGCCAAUGCAAGACGUUCUUGGACAAUGGCGACAUUUCGAGCUUUCGAACCUAUGCCUCUGCUGCUCUUACUGAUAUCGAUACAUGCGAAGACAGCUUUGAAGGCCCGCCGGCUGCACCGGCUAAACUAGACUUGGCUAAUAAAAAGUUGUCGGGACUCAUUAGUAUUGUUUUAGCUGUAGGAGCCCUCUUGGAUGGCCAGUAA